This is a messenger RNA of Aspergillus clavatus NRRL 1, 807 nucleotides long. RefSeq names its product glutathione S-transferase family protein. The coding region runs from base 1 to 807 and encodes 268 amino acids. The record is from RefSeq and is a predicted model, not a curated record. Lineage: Eukaryota; Fungi; Ascomycota; Eurotiomycetes; Eurotiales; Aspergillaceae. The transcript is spliced from 2 exons.
AUGGCCAGCGACACUCCCCUCCAUUUCUUCGACAUCAACUCAACCCUCCCAGGUCCCUCCAAAUCAUGGUCCCCAAACACCCUCAAGACCCGGAUCGCCCUGAACUACAAACGCAUCCCCUACACCCAAAGCUGGGUCUCCUACCCAGACAUUGCCCCUCUCCUCUCCAGCCUCGCCGUCCCCAAAUCCCCCACCCAAACCGCCUACACCCUCCCCGCCAUCACCCAUGACUCCGUGACCUCCAACCCCACCGGCACGCUGAUGGACUCGCUCGCCAUCGCCCACCAUCUCGAAGCCACCUUCCCCACGCCCCCGCUCUUCCCCUCCGGCGACGCAAGCUACGCCCUCGCCCUCGCCGUCCACAAGCUCAUCAGCAUCGCCUUCAGCACCGCCCGCCCGCUCAUUCUCCCCCCCGUCGCCGACUUCCUCGACCCGCGCGCCCAGGAGUACUUCGUCCGCACCCGCUCCGCCGCCUUCGGCCAGCCGCUGGCCGACGUGCGCCCGCGGGACCCGGAGCGCGUGCGCGCGCUCACCGCCGACACGCUGAAGGAUCUGGAGAUCGUGGUGCAGAUGCUCCGCGGGUGGGAGGGGAAGAAAAGCAACGGGCCCUUUUUCGAGGGCGAGACCGCCGGGUAUGCGGAUUUCAUUGUCGUGGCGUUUCUGGCGUGGGCGGAGCGCGCUGAUCAGGAGCUUUGGAGAGCCAUCUUGGGUCUGGGCGAGGGGGAACUGGAGAGGCUGUGGGAGGCGUGUCUGCCGUGGGUGAAUGGGCAGGGGGAGGAGAAGGAGUGGCCCAUUCCUCAGGUGUGA